AUGCUGACCCCGAAGCAUAACGGUUUCAUUGAUGAAGAUGACGAAACCGACGAGGAGAAGAGCAAGCACACGGCUUCGAUAAAAGGCAUGUGGAAGAAAGCGUUCAAAUCUCUCAAAUCAAAUGAUAAGCAACCCAGGAUGUCCAAGAAGGGGAGCGUGAUCAAGAGGAGAGAUUCAGAUACAGAGGAGAAACCACCAGAACUGUAUAAAGACAUCGACCCUGUCUACAGUCUACUGAAAUGCGCCGCAGAUUUGCCGAAGGUUCCCAAAAUACAGAAAGAAGGCACAUGCUCAAGUUUUCUGUCAAGUAAAGGUGACUGUAGCGACAGCACGUCCAAGACUUCAAGCCCCUCAUCCUCAGAACAUCAUCAUCAUCACCAUCAUCACCCGACGUUCUCCACUCAGCUAAGUCUAGAAUCGGCCAUCAGUGCCAGAAGAGAGAGUCGUGCAAGUUCCCCAGCCAUCGCCCAGCGUGAACUGAUGCACCACCUGGUGGACGAAAGCUUAGGGUCUGAGUUUCGAACAUUCUACAAGCUGACAAGUCCCGUGAAGAAGAAUUUUCCAGAAGGUGCAUUCAAGAAACAGGCUCGAAACUCUGUUUAUUUUUAA
Candidula unifasciata is the source of this 609-nucleotide messenger RNA. NCBI's taxonomy places the organism in Eukaryota, Metazoa, Mollusca, Gastropoda, Stylommatophora, Geomitridae. The record is from the annotation of a GenBank genome assembly.